AUGAAGGACAAAAAAUCUCAAUCACAUAAGAAGAGAGAAGCAGAGAAUAUUGUACAGGAUGCAUUUGAUUUCACAGCUACUUCAGCACCUGAGAAAAAUCAUGUGACUAAAAUUUCCAUGACGGAAACCCCAAUUCCCGUCACUGAAAAUACCGAUGAGAAAAAUUCCGUAGUUAUGCUAUCUGAUAAUGUAUUGGAAAUCUUGCCUGAAGUAAAUGCACUAUCUACACCUCAAAUCACUCCAGCUAAAGCAGAUGUUAAUGAUCUCACGGAUCUUAAGGAGGAAGAUUUCUGUGGUGGUGAGGUAGAGAAUGAGCAACCAACUUUUGAUAAAUUCGCCAAUCCAAGAAGAGGUGUCAAAUCAAGAAAUGGACGUGGAUGUGAAUGGAGAAGAAGAAAUGCCGGAGGAAGAUGA
Funneliformis geosporum is the source of this 414-nucleotide messenger RNA. NCBI's taxonomy places the organism in Eukaryota, Fungi, Glomeromycota, Glomeromycetes, Glomerales, Glomeraceae. The record is from the annotation of a GenBank genome assembly.